UCAAAGGAUAAAUACCAGGUCACAUCGGACUUCAGGGUUGAGAAACAGGAGUGAAGACACGAGGAGCCUUACAGACAAGAUGAAGACGCUGCUGUUGCUGAGUCUGUGCGUGUACGUCGCCUGGGCUCAAGAUAAUCUGGACUUUGACGACUACGACAUAGAAGCCACAAACUCGCCAGAUGUCAAUAGAACAUCGGUAGAUGCCCGUGGUCACCGUCCUCUCGUGAAGGGCCGGGAAAGCUACACCCCAAGCCGCUAUUCCCCACCACCUAUUAGCAAUGGUGGCAGGUAUCGCGGCCGCCCCACACCAGCUCCAGUCCGAGGAUCACAUUCACAGGAGGAGGAGCAGCCCGAGGCUGGAGGAUGCACCCACGCCGCAAAGGAGAUGGGUGUUUUGUGUCCCACGGGCUGUGAGCUGAAGACCAUGCUGCUGAAACAAGAGAGGAACGUCAGGACGAGUAUUAACGAACUCAAGCCUCAGGUGGACCAAUUGUCCAGAAGCAGCAACAACAUCUACAACUACGUCAGCAGCAUGUCCAACUCUCUGAGGGAGAGACAGAGAAUUGUCGGUGACAACAGCAGGGUGGUGGGUCGGUACACUGAUCGAGUGGAGGACCAACACGCCUACAUCAAGGAGACGGUGGACACUGUCUUCCCUUCCAGCAUCAGAGUCCUCGAGGGGGUCCUGGACAAGGUCAGGCUGAAGAUCCAGAAGUUGGAGAAGGCCAUCCAGGCCCAGAGGGAGCUGUGCAAGGAGCCCUGCAAGACCAGCUGUCCCAUACCUGUUGUGUCUGGUAAGGAGUGCGAGGAAAUCUACCGCCGUGGAGGAAGAGACUCCCAGAUGUACCUGAUCCAGCCCGACAGCUUCUAUCCACCGUACAAGGUCUUCUGUGAUCAGACCACCAAUAACGGAGGGUGGGUGCUCAUCCAGAGCAGGCUCGAUGGCAGCGUUGACUUUGGCCGACGCUGGGACGAAUAUCGACGAGGGUUCGGCAACAUCGCCUUCGAUGCCGGAAAGGGUCACUGUGAGACUCCAGGUGAAUACUGGCUGGGCAACGAGCGCAUCAGUCAGCUGACCAAGAUGGCUGCCACGGAGGUUCUCAUCGAGAUGCAGGACUGGACAGGAGACAAGGUCCAUGCCCAGUAUCGCCAAUUCACCAUCCAAUCAGACACGUCCAACUACGUGAUGGCAGUUGAUGGUUACUCUGGCAACGCCGGCAACUGUUUGCUGGAAGGAUCCUUGGAGUUGUUCGGCAUAAACCGAACCAUGACCAUACACAACGGCAUGAUGUUCAGCACCUACGACAGAGACAACGACAACUGGACCCCUGGCGAUCCCUCCAAACAGUGCUCUCGGGAGGAUGGAGGUGGCUGGUGGUAUAACCGCUGCCACUCGGCCAAUCCCAAUGGGCGAUACUACACCACUGGAGCCUACACGCAACAAAUGGCCAAGCAUGGCACAGACGAUGGCGUGGUGUGGAUGAACUGGAAGGGGAGCUGGUAUUCACUCAAGGCCAUCAGCAUGAAAAUCAGGCCGUUCUUCGACAGUUAAAUAUUUCGGAGACAGGCACAUUCAAACGCAACUUUAUUCAUCUCAAUGAAAUAAAUGAAAAUAAAAUCUCUUAACUAACAUGCAGCAUCAAGCUAAAAGUAAAAAUUCAGUAAGAGGACAUAAAAACUGUCAGAUAGAGUUUGAUACCUGAUUGGUUGUGAGCAAAUGUGAUGUCUUCAGUGGGGACUACCAAGAUGAGUUGACUUACUGUCCACAGCUACUCAAUAAAGAUAUUGAGAAACAUA
Molecule: messenger RNA, 1797 nt
Organism: Scophthalmus maximus (turbot)
Lineage: Eukaryota; Metazoa; Chordata; Actinopteri; Pleuronectiformes; Scophthalmidae
Gene: fgb
Product: fibrinogen beta chain
Exons: 13
Coding region: 80-1552 (490 amino acids)
Biological process (GO): blood coagulation; platelet activation; protein polymerization
Cellular component (GO): fibrinogen complex
Molecular function (GO): signaling receptor binding
Source: RefSeq, a predicted model, not a curated record